AUGGCUUCGACUGCAGGCCCGGAACCUCGGGCCUCUCCUACAACGCAUGCUCCACCGGCUCUUAGGAAGGCAAAGCCCUUCGUAGUUGGUGGACUAUCAGGAUGCAUUGCCACUUGUUGCAUCCAGCCUGUUGACAUGGUCAAAGUUCGGCUGCAACUUGCAGGAGAGAGCGGCGCAAAAGGGUCCACAAGUCCAAUCCAUGUGCUGAGAACAGUGAUAAAGGAUGAAGGUGCUCUAGCACUAUAUAAGGGCCUGGACGCCGGUAUCAUACGUCAGGCUGACGCAACCCUGCCUCCAGAAGCCAGGCGCAACUACACUGGCGUCAUGAAUGCAGUUUCAAGGAUUGUCAAGGAGGAGGGGCUACUUGGGCUUUGGAGAGGCAGUUUUCCAACGGUUUUGCGCGCAAUGUCGCUCAACAUGGGCAUGCUGGCAACGAAUGACCAAUGCAAGGAAAUGCUGGCUCCCACUUUGGGCAAGGGAUGGGCAACAACACUAACGGCAAGCGCUAUUUCGGGCUUCUUUGCAGUGACGCUGUCUCUUCCUUUCGAUUUCUUAAAAACACGGUUGCAGAAAAUGCGGCCCGACCCAGUGACCGGAGAGCUUCCUUAUAGAGGCGUUUUAGACGCCGCCGUAAAAAUUACCAGGAAGGAGGGUAUUACUGCUUUUUACACGGGGUAUCCGACGUACUACGUGCGAAUUGCACCACAUGCCAUGAUUACGUUGAUCAGCAUGGACUAUCUUGAUAGGGCGCUGAAUCGGGUAGGAGCUGCCAGAAGUCUCUGCAAAAUAAUGGCUUCGGCCAUUUUUCUGUGCAUAUACAUUGCUGCUGCAAUGGUUUCGACCAUGACCGAUUGCAUCCAGAAUAUACCAAAAUGGGUCGAUGAUGCAAAGCUAGCAUACGCCGCCGAACUGAAGUCUUCACUCGUAACGCCUAUUACUGCAAACGAUGCCAAUGGAGCCGUUGUUGACUCAAUUGCACCGGUUGACGUUGCAGCCCUGACAGCUGAGCUAGCACGACUUGAAGAAUCACAGGAGAAGUUUCUCGGCGAUCGGCGUGCAAUUGCAUUUUUUGCCUCCCUUGUCCUGAUUGGCGUCUUUCUAGUGUUCUACUUCACCACUACACGUCUCGAACAGUCAAUGAUGGAGGCCAGCAAGCUCUUGGAAGCCACUACCCGACCAAAAGCUGUGGACCUUCGGCUUUGA
Messenger RNA from Cyclospora cayetanensis, 1203 nucleotides. RefSeq names its product mitochondrial dicarboxylate/tricarboxylate transporter DTC. Lineage: Eukaryota; Apicomplexa; Conoidasida; Eucoccidiorida; Eimeriidae. Gene Ontology annotation, molecular function: oxoglutarate:malate antiporter activity. The transcript is spliced from 8 exons. Bases 1 to 1203 code for a protein of 400 amino acids. The record is from RefSeq and is a predicted model, not a curated record.